Messenger RNA from Eubalaena glacialis (North Atlantic right whale), 824 nucleotides. Its product is annotated as CAP-Gly domain-containing linker protein 1-like. Gene Ontology annotation, biological process: positive regulation of microtubule polymerization; cytoplasmic microtubule organization. Gene Ontology annotation, molecular function: microtubule plus-end binding. The transcript has a single exon. Gene Ontology annotation, cellular component: microtubule plus-end; cytoplasm; nucleus. NCBI's taxonomy places the organism in Eukaryota, Metazoa, Chordata, Mammalia, Artiodactyla, Balaenidae. The record is from RefSeq and is a predicted model, not a curated record. Bases 153 to 824 code for a protein of 223 amino acids.
GGUGGCGGUGACUGGCGGCGACCGAGGUGGCGGCGGCGAGCGAUUUAACCCAGAGACUGACUCCACUAUAGAAACACCCACAGUUCUAUCAAUGACUGGAUAAAGAUAGUGGCAACAGGCAAAGGAAAAACAGCUCUGAUAUACUAAGGACAAUGAGUAUGCUAAAACCAAGCGGGCUUAAGGCCCCUACGAAGAUCCUUAAGCCUGGAAGCACAGCCUUGAAGACACCUGCUUCUGUUGCAGCUCCAAUAGAAAAAACAAUAACCAGUGAAAAAGCAUCAAGCACUCCGUCUGCUGAGACACAAGAGGAGUUUGUGGAUGAUUUUCGAGUUGGAGAGCGAGUCUGGGUGAAUGGGAACAAGUGUGGAUUUAUCCAGUUCCUGGGAGAAACCCAGUCUGCACCAGGCCAACGGGCCAGGAUCGUUUUAGAUGAACCCAUAGGCAAGAAUGAUGGUUCAGUGGCAGGAAUUCGGUAUUUCCAGUGUGAGCCUUUAAAGGGCAUAUUCACCCGACCUUCAAAGUUGACGAGGAAGGUGCAGGCAGAAGAUGAAGCCGACGGCCUGCAGACAACUCAUGCUUCCAGAGCGACUUCGCCUCUGUCCACUUCGACAGCCAGCAUGGUGUCCUCUUCCCCAGCCACCCCCUCAAAUAUUCCCCAUAAAUCGCCCCAGCCAACCGCAAAGGAACCUUCAGCUAUGUCUCAGAUCAGCAACCUUACAAAAACCACCAGUGAAUCUAUUUCCAACCUUUCAGAGGCCGGCUCAAUCAAGAAAGGAGAAAGAGAGCUCAAAAUUGGAGACCAAGUAUUGGAGACGCGGAUUUGA